This is a messenger RNA of Phyllopteryx taeniolatus (common seadragon), 3574 nucleotides long. RefSeq names its product adducin 1 (alpha) (gene add1). Gene Ontology annotation, cellular component: postsynaptic density; cytoskeleton; plasma membrane. Gene Ontology annotation, molecular function: actin filament binding. Lineage: Eukaryota; Metazoa; Chordata; Actinopteri; Syngnathiformes; Syngnathidae. Gene Ontology annotation, biological process: positive regulation of establishment of endothelial barrier; positive regulation of adherens junction organization; barbed-end actin filament capping. The coding region runs from base 160 to 2607 and encodes 815 amino acids. The record is from RefSeq and is a predicted model, not a curated record. The transcript has 17 exons.
CAGGGAGGAGCCAAACAAGGGGGACGAUCAAUUUAACGCGAGCUGGUGGCUGAAAUUUCACCCUGGUAUCGAAAAUAGCGGAAUUCGCCUGCCUGCCUCGGCUUCGACUGACACUGGUUACAUAUCAUCACCUCGUCUACGAAGGGAGGCCAGGUCAGGAUGAACGGUGACUCAGGUGCCGGUGUGGUGACUGCCCACCCUCCUGCCACUGCCCCUCACAAGGAGCGCUACUUCGACCGGGUGGUGGACGAAAGCAGCCCUGAGUACCAGCGCGAGAGGAAUAUGGCGCCCGCCCUGCGCCAGGACUUCAACAUGAUGGAGCAGAAGAAGCGGGUCUCCAUGAUACUGCAGAGCCCGGUGUUCUGCGAUGAGCUAGAGUCCAUGAUCCAAGAUCAGCUGAAGAAGGGCAAGACGCCCACCAGCCUGCUGGCGCUGCAACAGAUUGCUGACUUCAUGACUACCAGCAUGCCCUCCAUGUAUCCCGCCGUGGCCCAGGGGGGUAUGGCAGCGCUCAACAUGAGUUUGGGUAUGGUGACUCCGGUGAACGAUUUGCGCGGCUCGGAUUCCAUCUCGUAUGACAAAGGAGAGAAGCUUCUCAGAUGCAAGCUGGCGGCCUUCUACCGGCUCAGCGACCUGUUUGGCUGGUCGCAACUCAUCUAUAACCAUCUCACAGUAAGGGUGAGGUCAGACCAAGAGCGUUUCCUUAUUGCCCCUUUGGGGCUCCUGUAUAGCGAAGUCACCGCAUCCAGCCUGGUAAAGCUUGACCUCUCGGGUGAGAUUGUGGAUCGGGGAAGCACCAACCUUGGUGUCAACAGGGCCGGCUUCAAUCUGCACGCCAGCAUCUAUGCCACGCGGCCAGAUGUCAAGUGCAUUGUCCAUAUACACACGGCUGCAGGUGCAGCGGUGUCUGCUAUGAAAUGCGGCCUGCUACCCAUUUCCCCUGAGGCUCUUGCCCUCGGCGAGGUGGCCUACCACGACUACCAAGGUAUACUGGUGGAUGAUGAGGAAUGCGGCAUCAUCCAAAAGAACUUGGGCAAAAACGCCAAGGUACUCAUUUUGAGGAACCAUGGCUUGGUGUCUGUGGGCGAAACUGUGGAGGAAGCGUUCUAUUACAUCCACAACCUGGUCAAUGCCUGUGAGAUUCAGGUGCGAACGCUGGCCAGCGCUGGAGGCCCAGAUAACCUGGUGAUGCUUGACCCGGGCAAGUACAAGUCCCGUCCUCGUGUUCCCGAGCCUGCCGGUGACGGGUCCUCUGCCCAGCCCAAGUGGCUUGUCGGGGAGCAAGAGUUUGAGGCGCUCAUGCGAAUGCUCGACAACCUGGGCUAUAGGACCGGCUAUCCUUACCGCUGUCCAGCACUGCGAGACAAAGGUAAAAAGUACAGUGAUGUGGAGAACGCUCACUCUGCCGGUUACUCUUAUGGCGAGGACAGCGAUUCGGGUGCUCGCUCCCCAAUGAAACACAGCUUCCAGCGCGGCCAGCGCGACAAGACCCGCUGGCUCAAUGCUGGCGGUCGGCCCGAUGAGCCCGGCGAGGACGGGCCCGAUGGCGGCAGCCCCAAGUCGAAGCCUAAGGUGUGGACGAACAUAACACAUGAUCACGUCAAACCCUUGCUGCAGUCUCUCUCGUCCGGUGUCUGCGUGCCAAGCUGUAUAACCAACUGCUUGUGGACUAAAGAAGACGGUUUGCGACAGGCCGCCGUGGCCAAUCAGUUCAUCCCAUUGAACACCAAUCCCAAAGAAGUGCAGGAAAUGAGGAAUAAGAUCCGUGAGCAGAAUCUGCAGGACAUUAAGACUGCGGGACCUCAGUCUCAGGUUCUGUGCGCUGGCUCAGUGGUGGAGCGCAACUUUCAGCAGGACGCCCCUCUGUCUGACUGUACAGACACUAUUGACGGCCUCGAUGCCUCCGAGGGGUCCUAUAGUCCUGCUAGAUCUAUUAGAAAGGGGGAGCUGGUGACCGCAUCCAAGGCAAUCAUCGAGAAGGAGUACCAGCCCAAGGUGAUCGUAAGCAAGCAGGGGCCAAACCCGUUCAACAAGCUCACCGACCAAGAGCUGGACGAGUAUCGCCGGGAAGUAGAGCUGAAGCAAAAAGGACCCGAAGGAACAGCAUCCGGGCAGGGCCCCUCGACCCUCGGCCUCACCGAUGCCGUCCAACCGGACUCCCCCCAUAAGGAGUUCCACUGCGCCGUGCUGCGAGCCCUCAGCAAGGAGCCGCUGGAGGCGAAUCAGGCUGAAGAGCAACUAGCGGAACCUGAGGAAGAGGAGGAGGCCAAAGAGCCAAAGGCCACUUGUACGCCGCCCAGCACUCCAGUUAGAGCAGAGGAAGAGACCUUGCCGGAGUCUAUGUUUAAGGACGACAGCGACGCCGCCACCCUGAGACAGACCCUGCCCGACUUAACCCCUGACUCCGACGCACCGGCACUUCCUGUCGAGGACUCCGACGGCAUCCCCGCCGCCUCUGCCGGUGCAGAACUCGUUGAUGACUGCGAGGAACCCGCCGUGGCUGACGCAGAGGGCGACGACUCUCCCAGCAAGUCCCCCUCCAAAAAGAAAAAGAAAUUCCGCACUCCUUCCUUCCUGAAGAAGAACAAAAAGAAGCCAGAGUCCUAAAUACAACCUUCCUCAUGCUUUUAUCACCUUUGUUUUAACACCACUCCUAGCUAUCUUUUUAACCUUUAAUCUUCGUUGAGCACGUGCCAAUUUUGUAUAGUGUAAAAAAAAAAAAAAAAAUUAAAAAUAAAAUUAAAAAAAAGUCAUUAUUUACCGUAUGAUGCACCGUCUUUGUCCACUCUGCUGGCUUUUAAAAAAAAUUUUUUUUUUAAAUGCAUUUCAAAUAAGAAGCACCCAGUGGAAGCAAAGUGAAAUAUUGUAACCAGAAGAAUGUAUUGGGAUUGUAUAACAAUAUGAAGUGUCUUUUAAGAACAAAAUCAAGUGAAUUCAGAAAGAAUUCGUGUCAAUGGUAAAAUCGCAAAAAGUGACUAAUUUAGCGGCCGUGGCUAACGUAUACAAGCUAAUUAACAAUGUGUCAGUUAUGGGCCCAUUUCCAAUGGUUGCUUUGCUAUGAAAGAAUGUGUACAAAGACAAACAUUGAUUAUUUUUUUUUUGGUCAACUUUCUGAAUAUUACGUCUUAUUUUGUCGCACGAUGUAGAAGAUCCAUAGUUAGCUUGCUGUGAGAGAGCACUGUGAAUCCUAUAUUUUUCUUUGUUUUGUUCUUUAACUACACUCAGCAAACUAUUUUAUGUUUUUGCUUUAUAGGUCAUGUAUGUGCUGUUAAAAAAAGAAAAAAAAAGACUCCCGCUUUAAAGAUAUCGUACUGACUCCUGACAGUUUGCUUCCCUGCUCAUUUCCACGCUAGUUAUUAGCAUUGUUAGCAUUUGCUUCAUUAAAAUUCAUUGCUGUAUGUAAUUGAAGCUUUUGAUUAUAAGGACAUAAGUCAGACGUUCCCUCUUUGCCAUAACAGCUAAACUUCUGGGGUACUAAAACCCGUCUGGAUGGAUUUGUUUUUAAGGUUAUGUACCAUACAAAUACCAGUAAAUGUGUUCAUUGGCUUUUUAAUAAAGCUACACUGAAGUAAAA